CUAUUCACGCCACCCGAGAAGAAAAAGGCGGAAAGCGCGCGGGAAAGGGAAAAGGGAGAAAAGAGACAAAUCAACCACACAAGUACAAUGGCGGGCUUGGGACGGUCCAACUCGCUGAGCAUCAACACCAGCGGCACCAGUCUUUUCGGAAACAAUGCCAGUGGGCCCCAGCAGACUGGAAGCCUUUUUGGCUCGACGACACCACAGCCACCCCCAUCCACCGGCCUCUUUUCCAAUCUGAAUAAGCCCGCAGCCCCGAGUGCGCCUGCUGCAGGAGGGGGGCUGUUUGGCUCUUCCACUGCCCAAACCCAGCCCCAGCAAACCGGGAGCCUGUUCGGAGGAGCUUUGGGGGCAGGAGCGAAUACUCAGGCUCAGACUCAGCCGUCCCAAUCUGGUGGACUAUUCGGAGGCAGUCAGGCCCCAAAAGCUGCGCUGUUCGGCGGUGCCGCAUCAACGGCACAACAAAGCAACGCGCCUCUUUUUGGGAAUUCAAAUACCCAACAGAACCAGGCCUCCACCCAAUCUCUCUUUGGCUCAAACCCACAGCAGCAGCAGCAGCAACAGCAGCAGCCGCCCACCAACUCCAUGUUUCCCAAUCUUCAAUCCCAGAACAAACCUCUCGGCAGCCUAGGUGGAACCGGCCUAUCCAUGUCCACGAAUCAAGCUGUCCAGAUUCAGGCAGCUGAUUCCAUCAAGGGAACCACUCGCUUCAAUGACCUCAGCCCCGAAUUCCAGCAGCAAAUAGUACAGAUUGAGGAGAUGAUCCAGAAACGAAUCAACAAUGCCCACACCACUCGCGGAACACUGCCUCAGCACAUUGACCAGGUCACCACCAUAUCGCCUGACGUCCAAUACGUUGAAAAACUGCUCUCUACCGUCGAACUAGGUCUCGACAAUGAUUCCGCCAACAUUCAUCACGUCAAAACUCAAGUCAAGAAAGACGCCGAGGAUGCAGCUCUCAGCUUCCGCGCCAUCGAGAACCAGGCAUUGCCUCCUCAAUUCCGUUAUGGCAACGCUUCCAAUUUGACAGCUUCUACAUCAAAGAUCACGCCCAGUAAUUCACUGGACGAUGACGACCCCACGAAACCCGUCGAUCUCCUGCGCUAUUUCGACCGUCGCACAGAAAACCUUUCAUCCACUCUCGAUUUGUACCAACGUCAGAUCCGCGAGAUUGAGACUCACCUGCGGACUAUGGAAGCAGGAACACUUGAGAAGGCGCAGCAGCUAACGGGAAGCCGUAGCAGCUCGCAUGACCAACGGAAGCAGUUAGUGGAAGCACUCAAGGCGAUUGAGGGCGCCAUCUUGCAGUCUGCUAGUAAGGUCGGCAAAGUACGCGAUGGGGUGAAUAAGCAGAUCAUUGGGGAUGCCGGGGUGGGACUAUUGUAG
Molecule: messenger RNA, 1386 nt
Organism: Periconia digitata
Lineage: Eukaryota; Fungi; Ascomycota; Dothideomycetes; Pleosporales; Periconiaceae
Source: the annotation of a GenBank genome assembly